Penicillium daleae is the source of this 1533-nucleotide messenger RNA. RefSeq names its product glutamate carboxypeptidase. Gene Ontology annotation, molecular function: transmembrane transporter activity. The record is from RefSeq and is a predicted model, not a curated record. NCBI's taxonomy places the organism in Eukaryota, Fungi, Ascomycota, Eurotiomycetes, Eurotiales, Aspergillaceae. Gene Ontology annotation, biological process: transmembrane transport. The coding region runs from base 1 to 1533 and encodes 510 amino acids. The transcript has 5 exons.
AUGCAAAAAGCCAAGCUACCCGUGCGGCAGCUGGUCAUUCUAUUCGUCUUCACCUCCGUCCUGCCCUACUUGCCUGAACUCAUCGAAUAUGUCGGUGUCCCACAAAUCGAGGUCGCCAAAUGGGCCGGCAUCUCGUCCGCGGUCGCAUCCGUGAGCCAGGCCAUCAUGGCCGUGCCCUGGGGCGCCCUAUCCGACUACGUGGGUCGCAAACCGAUCAUUUUGUCAGGCCUGACCUGCACGAUGCUGAUCUCCAUCAUGCUGGGCAUGUCACAAACCCUGACGAUGGUGCUAAUCUCGCGCGCCUUGGUCGGCCUGAUGAACGGCAACGUGGGCAUCCUGCGCACCAUGGUCGCCGAGAUCGUGCCACAGCGGGAACUGCAACCGCGCGCCUUCAGCCUUAUGCCACUCGUCUGGACGAUUGGGAGUAUCUUCGGCCCCGCGUUUGGAGGGGGCUUUGGCGCGCCCGGCGGAGAAGCAUCCCGAAACUAUCCGUUUGCUUUGCCGAAUCUUGCGUCUGCUUGUGUCUUUAUCGUCGGUAUUACGACGGGAUUCUUGUUUCUGGAGGAGACGCUAGAGACGAAGAAGGACCGGUAUGAUCCUGGACUUGCACUAGGAAAGGCACUUACGAGACCCUGCAUGUCGCGCAGGCAGCGUCAGGCCGAGCUGAAGGGCUUGGACGAGGAGCGCACGGCUUUGCUUCCCGGUGAAACACGAGUCCAGAAGAAAAUCAAGAAGCCUGUCACCCGGCCGAGCUGGUCGCAGAUCUUCACACCCCAGUCUAACCUGAUUCUUCUAUCAUAUACACUCGUGUCAGGACUCGGCAUGGCCUUUGACUCGGUCUUCCCCGUCUUCCUGCACUACCCUGUCCAGGACCUCCACGAUAAUCCCAACGUGCAGCUGCCCUUCAAAUUCGCCAGUGGUUUUGGCGUUGACGCCCCUCAAAUCGGCAUGUUCUACACCCUAACCGGCGUCAUCGGCAUGUUCAUUCAAUUCCUCUGCUUCCCACCCGUAGUAAACCGCUACGGCGCCCUAAACUGCUUCAAAUUCUCCACCAUCAUUCUCCCACUAAUCUUCUUCAUCACCCCCUUCACCGCACUUGCCCCGGAGAACCUCCGCAUCCCCGCAGUCCUCGUCCUGAUGCUCGUCAAACUCGGCGCAAUAGUCUUUGGAAUCCCCUGCUGCACGAUCCUGCUCACAAACUCCGCCUCCAGCAUGAUGGUUCUGGGCACUUUGAAUGGCGUGGGGACUAGUGUGAGUGCGCUGGGUCGUGCGGCGGGUCCGGCUUUGAUUGGGGCUGCUUUUUCGUGGGGUAUUAAGAAGGGAUAUGUUAUUGUGCCUUGGUGGUUGUUGGGUACGCUUGGGCUGGCGAGUGUUAUUCCUACUUUUUGGAUUGUGGAGCAGGAUGGUCCUUUUAGUGGACAGAAGGAAGAAGAGGAGGAGGAGGAGGUUUCGGAGGAGGAGCCUCGCGUCAAUGGAUAUGGUUCCGUUGCAGUGUCGGGGGAUUCUACGAAAAAGGUUACUCGCGAGGAUUGA